Molecule: messenger RNA, 942 nt
Organism: Tupaia belangeri chinensis (Chinese tree shrew)
Lineage: Eukaryota; Metazoa; Chordata; Mammalia; Scandentia; Tupaiidae
Product: olfactory receptor 7A10
Exons: 1
Coding region: 1-942 (313 amino acids)
Biological process (GO): G protein-coupled receptor signaling pathway
Cellular component (GO): membrane
Molecular function (GO): olfactory receptor activity; G protein-coupled receptor activity
Source: RefSeq, a predicted model, not a curated record
AUGGAGUCAAGGAAUAAUACAGAAAUUUCAGAAUUCCUUCUUCUGGGACUUUCAGAGGAACCAGAAUUGCAGCCCUUCAUACUUGGGGUUUUCCUCUUCAUGUACCUGAUCACUGUGUGUGGAAACCUGCUCAUCAUCCUGGCCAUUGUCUCAGACUCCCACCUGCAUACCCCCAUGUACUUCUUCCUCUGUAACCUAUCCCUUGUGGACAUCUGUUUCACCUCUACUACAAUCCCAAAGAUGCUUUUGAACAUUCAGACACAGAGCAAGGUCAUAACCUAUGCAGGUUGCAUCACCCAGAUGUUCUUUUUUGUACUGUUUGUAGGACUAGACAACUUUCUCCUGACUGUGAUGGCCUAUGACAGGUUUGUGGCCAUCUGUCACCCCCUGCACUAUGUGGUCAUCAUGAACCCCUGGCUCUGUGUGUCAUUGGUUCUGGUAUCCUGGUUCAUGAGCAUCCUCCAUUCCUUGUUACAAAGCUUAAUGGUGUUGCAUUUGUCCUUCUGUACACAUGUGGAAAUUUCCCACUUUUUCUGUGAACUUAUUCAGUUGCUCCACCUUGCCUGCUCUGACACCUUUCUUAAUGAUGUAGUGCUAUACUUUGCAGAUGUGCUACUAGUUGUUGGACCCCUUUUGGGCAUCAUUUACUCUUAUACUAAGAUAGUUUCCUCCAUACAUGCAAUCUUGUCAACUAAGGGGAAGUAUAAGGCAUUUUCCACCUGUGCCUCUCACCUCUCAGUUGUCUCCUUAUUUUAUUGUACAGGUCUAGGUGUGUAUCUUAGUUCAGCUGUCAUCCAAAAUUCACAUUCAAGUGCAACAGCCUCGGUGAUGUACACUGUGGUCACACCUAUGCUAAACCCCUUCAUCUACAGUCUGAGGAAUAAAGACAUAAAGAGGGCUCUGAGAAUAUUUGGGAAGGAAACAAAGGAUCAAUUGUCCUAG